CCAUGCUCUCGCCUCGUUAGAAUAUGCAGAUUCCUAAUGGAAAACCCACCAAUGGCUCAGCAGCCCAUGCCGAUGCUGGGCUUUGGCACUCCUACGUCGAAUUACUCACCGCAUCUAGAGGAGUAUCGGUACAUGAGCGUGCAGAUGGCCCAACCACAAGGCCAAAAUCCCCCAUACCAGGACCAUGUAAAGGUCGAGCCACAAUGAGCACGUAUUAGCUUGGGUAGCAAUGUUUGCCGGAAGUGAGUCUAAUCUCCGCACCU
Mytilinidion resinicola is the source of this 263-nucleotide messenger RNA. RefSeq lists its product as uncharacterized. The coding region runs from base 52 to 207 and encodes 51 amino acids. Lineage: Eukaryota; Fungi; Ascomycota; Dothideomycetes; Mytilinidiales; Mytilinidiaceae. The record is from RefSeq and is a predicted model, not a curated record. The transcript has a single exon.